AUGGCGAAUGCAUCUGGGAUUUAUAUUCCCGCGGCGCACAGUGUGGGGAGGAGAUUUUCGCCGUCGAUAGGCAUUUAUCGAUCUGGGUUUUGGUUCUCUGAAAGCGCGACCAGGAGAACAGUGUGCUCCGGCACCACUCAGGGCGCGGAGAAGCUCCCCGGUUCUGAUUCGAGAGCUCCCAGGCUUGUAAGCAGAGGCUGCAAGUUAGUUGGUUGUGGGUCUGCAGUACCAAGUCUUCAGAUAUCAAAUGAUGACCUCUCGAAAAUUGUCGACACUAAUGAUGAAUGGAUAUCAGUACGGACUGGAAUCCGUAAUCGAAGAAUAGUUUCCGGAAAAGAUAGUUUAACAGGUUUGGCUGUAGAGGCAUCAAAGAAAGCUCUCGAGAUGGCAAGGGUUAGUCCUGAUGAUGUUGACCUCGUGUUAUUGUGUACUUCGACUCCAGAGGACUUAUUUGGCAGUGCCCCACAGAUUCAAAAAGCACUCGGGUGCAAAAACAACCCAUUAGCAUAUGACAUUACUGCUGCCUGCAGUGGUUUCGUGUUGGGCCUAGUUUCAGCUGCUUGCUACAUUAGAGGGGGUGGCUUUAACAAUGUUUUGGUGAUUGGGGCUGAUGCUUUAUCUCGCUAUGUUGAUUGGACUGAUCGAGGAUCGUGCAUCCUCUUUGGUGAUGCUGCUGGUGCCGUAUUAGUACAGGCAUGCAACAGCGAAGAGGAUGGUUUAUUUGCCUUUGAUAUGCACAGUGAUGGUGAAGGGCAGAGACAUUUGAAAGCUAACAUAAAGGAGAAUGAAAAAGAUCACGACUUAGGCACAAAUGGCUCACUCCUUGGGGUUCUACCAAAAGACACGUCAUACUCGUGCAUCCAAAUGAACGGGAAAGAGGUCUUCCGUUUUGCUGUUCGUGUGGUCCCACAGUCAAUCGAGUUGGCUUUAGAGAAGGCGGGCCUAAGUAGAUCCAGUAUAGAUUGGUUACUUCUUCACCAGGCAAACCAAAGAAUUAUCGAUUCUGUAGCCACUCGGCUAGAAAUCCCAGCCGAACGAGUCAUAUCAAACCUGGCAAAUUAUGGCAAUACAAUUUACUAUCAAGAAAAAAAAAAUGAUACUGUGAUUAAGCAGAAAUAG
Striga hermonthica is the source of this 1119-nucleotide messenger RNA. The record is from the annotation of a GenBank genome assembly. Lineage: Eukaryota; Viridiplantae; Streptophyta; Magnoliopsida; Lamiales; Orobanchaceae.